Caenorhabditis briggsae is the source of this 468-nucleotide messenger RNA. The transcript has 4 exons. The record is from RefSeq and is a predicted model, not a curated record. NCBI's taxonomy places the organism in Eukaryota, Metazoa, Nematoda, Chromadorea, Rhabditida, Rhabditidae. Bases 1 to 468 code for a protein of 155 amino acids.
AUGAUCAAAGUCUUAUACUUCGUGUUCACUGCCCUGGUCACCAUACUAAUGCAUUUUUGGUGUUAUGGGUCUCUAGCUGCGUAUCAUUUAACAAGAUCCGAACAAUUUGCAAAACGGCCAGACACGGACAUAUAUAGUUUUUUGUUUGGAAUGGUUGCCAUAGAUGGUUACUUCAACAUUGUGUUUGCUCACAUGGGAAUCACUGCCAAGAAGAUCGAGGAUGGUAUAUUGUUUCCUUAUACGCUAUUCCGAGCUGCCAUCUUUCUGGUUAUACUUUUAAUGCAGGAAAACAGCAAUCUACUGAUUGGUCAGUUUAUGUUGGAUAUAAUGGCAACAAGCGUGUUCAAUUGCUUCUCGGAAGUAAUCGACGAGACUGUCAAUGAAGUCAGCGGAGAAGAAGUGGACGUGGAAAAGAGAGAACUGAUUCCAGAGGAUAAACAUUGUUCUGCGUACGCCAAAUUUCUCUAG